Molecule: messenger RNA, 5025 nt
Organism: Pipra filicauda (Wire-tailed manakin)
Lineage: Eukaryota; Metazoa; Chordata; Aves; Passeriformes; Pipridae
Gene: TECPR2
Product: tectonin beta-propeller repeat containing 2
Exons: 21
Coding region: 303-4652 (1449 amino acids)
Molecular function (GO): protein binding
Source: RefSeq, a predicted model, not a curated record
GCCGCCGCCGCUCCGCCGCCUCGGGGCCCGGGCAGCGCCGCUCCCGCCGCCCCUCCGUGACGGGCCGCCCCGCGCUCCGGAGCGGACAGCUGCUUAGCACAAGCUGAUUUGCCCUGUACGGCUGUUAUGUACUUCAGAAUAACUGUGGCUGAGUGAACAGAGGGAAUGUACACAUCCAGUUCCAAAAUCUACCUGAGAAAAUAGAUUAUAUCCCCUGUUUGCCUUGGAUUAAUGAGAUUUCCUUAUGUGGUCGAGUAGAUGUGUUUAUUUCAGCCUUAAAAUUGCUGGUGCAAAUCCUUGCUAUGGCAUCUGUGGCUUCACCGGUUAUAUUUAAGGAAUUUUGUCCCUUAUAUUAUCUCCUCAAUGCCAUUCCUACAAAGAUCCAAAAAGGCUUUCGCUCUAUUGUGGUGUAUCUCACAGCACUUGAUACCAAUGGAGACUACAUUGCUGUGGGGAGCAGCAUUGGAAUGCUUUAUCUCUACUGCAGACAAUUAAACCAGAUGAAAAAAUACAAUUUUGAGGGGAAGUGUGAAUCUAUUACUUUUGUAAAGCUGCUGAGUUGUUUUGAUGAUCUGGUUGCUGUUGGUACAGCCUCAGGUCGGGUUGCAGUUUUUCAGCUUGUGUCUUCAUUACCUGGAAGAAACAAACAGCUCCGGAGAUUUGAUGUUGCUGGCAUCCACAAAAGUAGCAUUACAGCUUUAGCUUGGAGUCCCAAUGGAAUGAAAUUAUUCUCUGGAGAUGACAAAGGAAAGAUUGUCUACUCUGCCCUAGACCUAGACCAGGGUAUUUGCAACUCCAACCUUGUAUUGGAAGAGCCAUCUUCGAUUGUCCAGUUGGAUUACAACCAGAAGGUGCUGCUUGUCUCUACUUUACAACGCACUCUACUUUUUUACACAGAAGAGAAAUCCGUCAACCAAGUUGGAACACAGCCCAGAAAAAACACCGGCAAGUUUGGAGCAUGUUUUAUACCUGGCCUGUGCAAACAAAGUGACCUGACACUAUUUGCUGCCAGACCUGGGCUUCGUCUCUGGAAGUCUGAUGUUCACGGAACUGUUCAGGCCACAUUCAUAUUAAAAGAUGUAUUUGCUGGAGGGAUAAAAACUUUUGAACUGUAUCCUCGUUUGGAACCACCUGACAGAGGAAGUUACAGCUCUCCAGAGAAACACCUUGGGCUUGUUUCGUGCUUUUUCCGAGAAGGAUGGGUGCUAACCUGGAAUGAAUACAGCAUCUACUUGCUAGACACUGUGAACCAGGCUCUGAUUGGUGGCUUGGAAGGAUAUGGUGAUAUUGUGUCUGUGUCCUGUACCAACAAUGAGAUUUUUCUCUUAAAGGGAGAUAGAGACAUAAUAAGAAUUUCAAGUAGACCGGAAGGACUGUCAUCAAUAGAUACGAGUCCUAAAUUGCUGACCCCAUCAUCAGUAGUUUCAUCUGUAUCAUCCAGCCCUUCAGUGGAAACAGAUAAAAAAAUGGUUACUUCCCUUUUGGUUACUGGUGAUAAAAAUGGUUCUUCGGUGAAAGAUGAUCUGGAAACUCCAACGCUGUCUGAGAAAAGUUUUGAUAGAAUGGGAGACUUGAGCAAUGAAAUGAGAAAAAGGGGCUGCUCUGUAGUAAGUGAAUCACGAAGCAGGAGCAGUUCUGUGAACUCUGUGGACAGUGGCUCGAGCUUUAUGAUGUGUGCAGACCAACUUUCAGAAGCUCAGCGAGAAGGUCAACUUUCUUCACAACGGUUCAGCACCAUCAGCUCUGAAGAUUUUGAUCAAGAACUCAUUGUAAAGCCAAUUAAAGUAAAAAAGAAAAGAAAGAAGAAGCAGGAAAGUGGAACAAGGAAAAACCACAGCUCUCUGGAAGGCACACCAAUUUAUGAGCGUCAGCUUUCUGGUGACAGUCCCCAUUCAUUGAAUGCAGACUCCUUUUCCAUGACCUCCAGCAUAAUGAGUGGCAGCAUUGAUCAUUUGAGCACUGGAUCUCCAGAUCAGGAAAGCAUGUUCAGUAUGGAGUCCCAUACGAUCUUGCAAGAAGAUAAUGGUUCAGAAACUUUCAGUGUCCUGCAGUCUCCUGAGUCAGCAACUGUACUAAUUAAUGAAGAAAAUGGAGAGGUGGUUGAUUUGCAGAAACUUCCAAACAGUGACAGUGGCAUGGGUACUUCAGCUAUUAUAGAUACUUUGACAUCUGCAUCUCCUCUGAUCCUCACAGAAGACUUGACAAGCAGUAUUGAUGGUGAAUGUAAUGGUAGUGUGGUUUCUGCAAGCAAAGAAUUCUGUCCUGGAAAGCUGAGCCAAGAGGAGGAGCAGGAUUUUCCUAUGUUGUGUAAAAUAGAUGAAGAUUUGGAUAAAAUGAAGCUGCAGGAUACUGAAAAGUCUUUUGAAGGGCCAGACCUUACAGACCAGACGUUUUUGGAACGUGACCAUACAUUUGGUGUUCAGACAUCACUGACACCAAAGGAAAGUGAUGAAAUUGGUAGGGAAGACCAGCAGGAGCUCUCCCUAAUCCACAGCGCUCUGUCAGACCCUUCUGCGCUCCACUUUGACAUCUCUAAUGAUGUUUGUUCAGAUAACGCUUCCAUUUCUGGGUGGAAUUUUGAAAGUGCAAUCAAAGCUAAAUCUAGUGCUAGCACUGCUGAAUGGGUAGCAGACACUCAUGAAAGUAAGACUGAGAAAUCUGCCUCAAGUGAUGAAGAGGAUAUUUAUGGCCAUGGAUUACCAUAUUCAUCCUCGGAGACCAGCAUGCCUGAAGCUGGUGCUGUGCCUGGUUCACAGGAUGUGGCCAAGAUAAGCGCCGAUGAAAUGGUGCUGUUAAAAUCUGAUCAGUUUGCAGAGAGCUGGAUGGGGUACUCUGGCCCUGGUUAUGGCAUCCUGAGCCUGGUUGUUUCAGAAAAGUACAUUUGGUGCCUGGACUACCGAGGCAGCCUGUACUGCAGUGCCCUUCCUGCGGCCGGGCUGCGCUGGCAGAAGUUUGAGGAUGGAGUCCAGCAAGUGGCAGUGUCCCCGUCAGGGGCUCUUCUCUGGAAGAUUGAGCAGAAGACUAACAAAGCCUUUGCUUGUGGAAAAGUAACUAUUAAAGGAAAACGCCACUGGUAUGAGGCUUUACCCCAGGCUGUAUUUGUAGCUUUAAGUGAUGACACCGCCUGGAUUAUCAGAACAAAUGGAGAUCUGUAUCUGCAAACAGGCCUGAGUGUGGAUCGUCCUUGUGCCCGAGCAGUAAAGGUUGACUGCCCUUAUCCACUGUCACAGGUUACAUCCAGAAAUAAUGUAGUGUGGGCCCUGAGUGAGCAGCGGGCCCUGCUGUACCGGGAGGGAGUGCGCAGCUUCUGUCCUGAGGGGGAGCAGUGGAAGAGUGAUAUUGUCAGUGAAAUGCAAGCUUUGGAACCAGUGUGCAUAACCCUUGGAGAUCAGCAGACAUUAUGGGCUUUGGAUAUCCAUGGCAAUCUCUGGUUCAGAACUGGUAUAGUUUCAAAGAAACCCCAAGGAGAUGAUAACCAUUGGUGGCAAGUGAGCAUCACUGAUUACGUAGUGUUUGACCAGUGCAGCCUGUUCCAGACAAUAAUCCAGGCAACUCAUACAGUGGCAACAGCAGCUCAGGCACCUGUGGAGAAGGUGGCUGAUAAGCUUCGAAUGGCAUUUUGGUCACAGCAGCUUCAGUGUCAGCCCAGCCUCCUCGGAGUUAAUGGCAGUGGAGUCUGGAUCUCUUCAGGCAAAAAUGAAUUCCAUGUAGCAAAGGGAAACUUAAUAGGCACUUAUUGGAAUAAUAUUGUGCCUCGUGGUACUGCUUCUGCCACAAAGUGGAUUUUUGUGUUGGCUUCCACAGCUUCAUCUAAAGAAGGAAGCUUUCUGUGGCUGUGCCAAAGCAACAAGGAUCUGUUUUGUGUCAGUGAUCAGAAUCCUCAGUUUCGUCCUUCUACAGUCCAGCUGCCACCGGAGGCCGAGAUGGUGCACUACUCUGCCUGCCAGGAUGCCAUUUGGGGUUUGGAUAGUCUUGGGCAGAUAUUUAUCAGAACACUUUCAUCCAGCUGCCCAACAGGGAUGCAUUGGACAAAACUGGAUCUCACCCAACUAGGUGCUGUAAAGCUGAUCAGCUUGACCUGUGGAAAUCAGCAUGUUUGGGCCUGUGACACCAAUGGUGGCAUUUAUUUCCGUGUAGGAACUCAACCUCUUAACCCAAGUUUGAUGCUUCCUGCGUGGAUAAUGAUUGAGCCACCUAUACAGCCAGUAGGAAUCAACUUGGUCAGCAUUCAUUCAAGUCCAAAUGAUCAGAUGUUGUGGGCAAUUGAUAGCAAAUGGAAUGUCCAUGUGCGAGUUGGAAUUACAGAUGAAAUGCCUGUAGGCACUGACUGGGAACAUGUACCAGGUUUGCAGGCUUGCCAGCUGGCCAUAAGUACAAGGACCGUUUGGGCACGGUGUCCCAACGGAGAUGUAGCUCGUCGGUACGGCAUUACUGACAAGAAUCCUGCAGGAGACUACUGGAAGAAGAUUCCUGGAAAUGUCUCACGCUUAACAGUGACCCCUCUAGAUGAACUGUGGGCAAUCAGUACUUCAGGAUCCCUGCUCCAGCGCCUCACUAAGACCUUUAGCCAUUCCCAUAGUUUGCAGAAAAAUAAUGACACUUCUGUUCUGCUUCACCCUGAUGAUUUUGAAGAUGAAUGGGAAGUGAUAUGAAGUCUCUCAAGCUUGCGAAGCAGUGAAAAAAACAGGACAGAAUUUCUGUGAUGUAUGUACAGAAUAUUGGAUCUAAAAGCCACUCAUAUUGGACCUGUGAUAUUAGCACUUUUGUAUUGAAAAACUGACCUGUUAAAUAGCCCCCAAGCUGUGAGUUCUGAUGUUUGUUACAUUAUCUUUUGGGAGACUCUUUAGAUGUGGCAUACUGCAAUUGUUAUACUGUAUUACUGUAGAAGCUCCUUUGGAAAUAUAACCCUUAAGUUAAUCUUACUAGCAGUGGAAGUGACUGCUUCACAACAGCAUGCACACUAAUGUACUGAUUUUGAGAAGGAAUUCUGUUGCAUUAAAUAUUUCUCUACAGCAGAAACACUAA